GGGAAUUGUAGUUUUGCAACAGCUUCAGGCACACUGGCUGAGAAACACUUCCCUGGACACUGUAGUAUUAUUCUCCAAUGCUUUUGGUCCGAUCAUAACCAGAAGGGACAGAUUAUUGUGGGGUUCACUAGCACUGGAGAAGGGGUGCAUUCUGUCAGUAAUGUCAUUAUGCGUUCCCUUCAAUUUUUGGAAUUCUCUUUCUGGGAGGCCAGAAACACAAAAACUCGACUGUCCACGCUGAGGAAUAAAUUCAGAGCUUCCAAAUCGUUCUACAUCAACCGUUCGCUGCAGAAGAGGGAGGUGUUGGCUGUAUCUGAUGGAGAGUUAAACAGUGCUGAUUUAGAUGGGCGAGGCAGUGACCAGAGUCUAAACAGUUUGCCUAGUGUCCAGAAUACCGGGCUUGGAUCAGAACGAUCAGUCGCCAGCUGGGCAGUGUCAUUUGAAAGGCUUCUUCAAGAUCCAUUUGGAGUUGAAUAUUUUACGGAAUUUCUAAAGAAAGAAUACAGCGCUGAGAAUAUACAUUUCUGGAAAUCGUGUGAAAAGUACCAGAGCAUUCCAGCAGAUGAUACUGAGCAGCUUAUGCAGGAGUCCCGUCAGAUAUAUAAUGAAUAUCUGUCAAGUACCUCGUUGUGUCCAGUUAAUGUGGAUCAGCAGGCUCUUAUCACAGAGGAGAUGCUGGAGAAACCUACCCCCAAUCUCUUCAAGAUCCAGCAGCUGCAGAUCUUCAAUUUGAUGAAAUUUGACAGCUAUGCCCGCUUUGUUAAGUCCCCUUUGUAUCAAGAAUGCAUGAUGUCAGAGGUGGAAGGACGCCCUUUGCCAAACCUAAGUUUCUCACCAACCAGUCUAAGCUCUGGCUGCACUGCUAUCACCUCGGGGGCAGUAAAGAAAAAGAAACUUAAACUCGGGAAGUCCUUACCGCUUGGUGUUGAAACAUCUGGAUUAGACAAUAUACAAGAUGGUUCCAGAGCAAACAGUAGGUCGUUCAAGAGAAAAGAUGGAAGAGGAAAUGGUAGAGAUGUCUUCGACAGCAAUGGCCUCUCAUCACGACAUGAGUCUGAAGGGUCUCUGAACUCCGCAACCAGCCUGGAUCUAAGCAUCAUGUCCUCCUUCUCUGGAAAAUCUGAGCAAGACAGUUGCAGCCUGGGCAGUACAGAACGCGAUGCGGACAACAAACCUAUCAAAUACUGCUGUGUUUACUUCCCAGACGGCACCGCCUCACUGACAGCUGUCAAAGCAGGACUAACCAUACGAGAAAUGCUAACAGGGGUCUGUGAGAAGCGAGGGUAUAAUUCUUCAGAUGUUAAAGUGUAUCUGGCUGGAAAUGAGCAGAAGGCACUGGCCCUGGAUCAGGACUGCAGUGUUCUUUCUGACCAGGAGGUGAAGCUAGAGAACAGGAUCAGUUUUGAAUUACAGAUCGAACCAAUGAAUAAAAGUUUGCGCAUUGUGUCUAAGCCCACAAAGAGCAUUCAUGAGGCUUUACAGUCAGCUUUGAAGAAGUAUGGCCUGGAUAACCAACAUGUUGUCCUGCAGAGGAUGGGAGAGUCACAGGCUUUAGACCAAGAUGCUCCAGUCACCCUUGUGGCGGGACAAUCUCUUGUGUUGCAUGUUCAUACAGAUGUCGCAAGCGCUAGUGGGAUUACAGCAGAACCGCAGACUAAGAAAGAACCAGCAAAGGAAAAACAUGUUGAAAUACGUUUGCCAAGGAUAGACCUUCAUCAUCGGACACAGAAAGAGGCUCAUAAAGACCAUCAUACGUCCCUAGUGCACAGACGUAGUGGCAUAACACCAGACAAGCCAAAGUUUUUUCGGCAUAACCAGGAUAUUGAAGGACUGGUGGAAAUGUUGAAUAGAGUCCAGAAUUCUCGGGCAGAUGACCAGCGUGGGCUGCUUCGUAAAGAGGACCUUGUUCUUCCUGAGUUUCUGAAACUCCCAACAGAUGAGAAAUGUCAUCAUUGUCAGACAACCUGCCAAGAUGCCGCCACUGGGAUGGAGACUUUUCCAUCUUGUCCAGAUAUUUCUACCGAGGAUUGCAGUGAAAAGAACAUUUCCGCAGGCAGCACAUUACCAUCACAAGAAGCAGUGUGCUGCUUACCUUCUCACAUAGAGAACAGCAAUGCCCCCAGUUACAUUUCCAUUGACAGUCAAGACACAGCUGUGACAGUGGCGGACAACAAUAUGACCUCUCUUCAAAUGGGAGAAAUGUGUACAGAGGAGAAGGACGAUCUGCUUUAAUUAUUAACCAUUUGUUCUAUUUAUUAUAUCAAUCCUUUCUGGAUACUGGCUUUCUAGGGGUGUAGCUAUCGGGGGUGCAGAGGUAGCAGUCGUACCAGAAACUUGGAGUCUAAAGGGUCCUAAAUUUCCCUCUACCACAAAAGACAUCAUUAUUGAAUGGCACGUGAAAGGCCCUCUACAUAUUUUGGAUUGGGACCCGAGAGCCACACGUUACACUUCUGGGCCUCCCAAGAUAUGUUUUCUAUGAACAAGGCCAAGCCAACAAAUAAACAGCAGAUCUGCAUUGCCAUCUCUUCUAUUUAUGUGAAUAGUUUAUGCUGUAUUAUUUUAUAUCAUGGCAGCUACUCUUGGGAUUGCUUAACACCUCAUGUCUAAUGUCAAAUCAUGAUUAUGUAAUGUCUUGUGCCAAUGCUGUAAUUGAUAUGAUGGUAUUUGUUUCUGGCUUUGUGACCAUUUUGUAAAUGUAUUUCCAUUCACUCAUUUCUGCAGCUAGAACACAUUUAUUCCUCUAUUACUUUACAGACAGCUUAAGGGUAUGUUCACAUUGAGUAAUUUGUGUAGAAUCUCCACUGAAAUCCUUCAGCGGCAGAAACACAGGGCCCUGCACCAUCACCAUUGAAGACAAUGCAGUGCUAGGGAAAUUUCGCGCAAAGAAUGAAAAAGUUCAUUCUUUGCGUGGAUCAAUUUCAGUGUGAACGGGUCCCCGGAAAUUAUGCUUAAAUUCCUCAGUGUGAACGUAUCCUAAAGGGGUUCCGCCACUAUGACACUAAUCCCCUAUCCUUAUGAGAGGGGAUAAGUUUCUGAUCAUGAGUGGUUGGACUGCUGGGACUGUUAAAAAUAAAAAUAAUACUGCCACGCCAGAACCCUGUGUUAUCACCACGCAGUGAUUGGAUAAUAAUACCAUACUCUUACCAAAUAAAAUAUACAUACCAUUAGUCUUCCCUUAAAGUGUCUAUAUAGUGCUAGUUGUCAAUUGUGUUUAGGCACUCUGCAGACCAUAUAAGCUAUAACAGCACAGUUACAUCCAGUUACUCACAGGUGACAUCUUUGUCGGUCUCUUUUCCUUUUCUUCUCUUUCUAGCCCAGACUUUGAUGAUGACUUUUAGCUGCUACUUCUCUCUGCAGUAUCUGCCACGCAAAAAUCUUAGUUAUCCAACAAUUUCCCCACUGUUUUCACACCCAUAGUCUCCCAAACAGUAAUAAUGCCCCCCUUGGUGCCUCACACAGUAGGAGUAAGUCGGUGUUGGGUGGGCAAGGUAGAUUCCCCACUAGAUAGGUAGGUCCUAGGUCCCCAGAGGAUAGGUAAUUUCCCUCCAUUAGGUAGAUGCCCCCAAUUGGUAGAUAAUUCUCAUCCCCUUAGGUAGACGCCUCCAGUAGGAAGGUAGUUUUCACUGAUUAGGUAGAUGCCUCCAGAAGGUAGGUGAUCCUUCCCCCUUUCCCCAUUAGGUACAUAAUUACCCUCAUGAGGUAAAGGUCCUCAGUAGGGAAAUAAUCCCCCCGCCCCCCACAAUUAUGUGAAUGCCCUAGUAGGUAGAUAAUUCCCCACCCCACACACAACAAACACACAUUAGGUAAAAGUUCAAAGUAGGUACAUCGUUGCAUAGUUUAUAGGGUUAAAAAAAAUACAAGAUCAACCUGAAACCAUGCUGUGUCGAUCCAGAGGAAGACAAAAAAAAAACAAAAAAAACUUUGAGGCUGAUGACAACAAUGGCCCCAUAACAGAGGAAAAAUUCCUUCCCAACUCCUAUAUGACAAUCACAAUAAAUUUCUAGAUCAAAGUUCUAUCUCUAUAAAUCUAGU
Molecule: messenger RNA, 4032 nt
Organism: Hyla sarda
Lineage: Eukaryota; Metazoa; Chordata; Amphibia; Anura; Hylidae
Gene: RGS14
Product: regulator of G protein signaling 14
Exons: 16
Coding region: 169-2232 (687 amino acids)
Biological process (GO): signal transduction; regulation of G protein-coupled receptor signaling pathway
Molecular function (GO): microtubule binding; G-protein alpha-subunit binding; GTPase activator activity
Source: RefSeq, a predicted model, not a curated record